AUGCAUCGCUAUUCCUUCCCGCACACGCCCGUCGCUAACCCCGAAGCGAUCAUCGGCGCUGGCAAAUACCGAUUCACCGUGCUCACCGACGGCCUCCUUCGCUACGAAUGGGCCGAGGACCACCAAUUUGAGGAUCGCGCCUCAGUCCUUGCCAUCAACCGUCAUUUGCCCGUGCCAGAAUUUCGAGUCAAAGAGGAUGGGCACAGCCUUCAGAUCAUCACCGCUCGAUUCCACCUUACAUACGACAAACAAGAAUUUUCUCCAAACGGUCUCAGUGCCGUAAUUAAGGGCCACUACGGGCCUCAUGUUAGUGUCUGGCGGUAUGGAAUUCAGGCUUCCAAUCUCGGCGGUACAACCCGCACUCUCGACGAGAUUGAUGGCCGGGUCUCCCUAGAACCAGGCGUGAUUUCCAGACAAGGCUUCGCGACUGUGGAUGACUCCACGUCGAUGCUUUUCGAUGAUCGAAAAUGGGUAACAACAAGAUUGCCCGGAAAGCGUGUGGACGGUUAUCUUUUUGCCUACGGACACGAUUACAGACGCGCCAUCCAGGCAUUCUAUCUUCUAUCAGGACCUCAGCCACUUCUUCCCCGAUGGGCGCUAGGAAACUGGUGGAGUCGAUACCAUGCUUACACUGCGGAUGAAUACCUGUCAUUGAUGAGUCGAUUCCGCAAGCAGCGGAUUCCACUUUCAGUGGCAGUGUUGGACAUGGAUUGGCAUAUCGUCCAUGAUGACUGUGUCAAGGAGGCCGGGGUAACAGGAUGGACCGGAUACACCUGGAACAAAGAACUUUUUCCCGACCCAAAAGCAUUCCUUGCCGAACUCCACAAUCAGGGUCUAUACAUUGCUUUGAAUGAUCAUCCUGCCGACGGAGUUCAAAGCUAUGAAGAUCCUUAUAAAGAGAUGGCUAUCACACUGAAUCAUGACACCUCAAUGGGCGAUCCCAUUCCUUUUGACAUCACCAACCAAAACUUCGUAGAUGCUUUCUUUGACGUGCUGCACCGACGAUUUGAGAAGGAAGGACUUGAUCUGUGGUGGGUGGACUGGCAGCAAGGGACACAUUCUCGCAUCCCGGGCAUUGAUCCGCUUUGGAUCCUGAAUCAUUACCAUUUCUGGGACAGCUCCCUCGGCAAUAAGAGGCCCCUAACAUUUUCCCGAUAUGCAGGGCCAGGAAGCCACAGGUAUCCCAUUGGGUUCUCAGGAGAUACUGUGGUUUCAUGGGAUUCUCUUCAAUUUCAGCCAGAAUUCACGGCGACAGCCUCAAAUAUUGGUUUUGGCUGGUGGAGCCAUGAUAUCGGCGGCCAUUUUCAUGGUGAAAAGAACGACGAAAUGCUCAUUCGUUGGGUGCAAUUUGGCACAUUCUCCCCAGUCUUACGUCUGCACUCGUCGAAUAACAUUUUCAGCAUCAAGGAACCGUGGAAUCUUGACGUUCCAUAUGAACAGGUCAUGACAGAAUACCUGCAAUAUCGCCAUCGACUGCUUCCUUAUUUGUAUACUAUGAAUGUUCGUGCUUCUGUGGAGGGACUACCUCUUAUCCAGCCGAUGUAUUGGGGUUAUCCUGAAGAUGAAGAGGCCUACAACGUUCCGAAUCAAUACAUGUUCGGCUCAGAGCUUAUUGUGGUACCAAUUACUGCUCCCCAAGAUCCGAAAUCUCGGAGAGCUCAGGUGCUCGCCUGGCUUCCUCCUGGCAGACAUGUGGAUAUCUUCACCGGCGUGGUCUAUGAUGGAGACCGUCGAGUCUGGAUUAAUCGGCGCUUGGAAGAAUAUCCAGUAUUUGCUCCAGAGGGGGCAAUUAUUCCCCUCGAUUCUGCGUCGGUACUUGAGAAUGGCUGUGGGGUGUCCACCAUGCUCGAACUCCUGGUCGUUGUCGGUGCGGACGGCACCUUUGAGCUUGUGGAAGAUGAUGGGAAGGGCCAACAUACAGAUCAGAUCAAUUUCCGUCGCACGUGCAUUUCCUUUCAUCAACAGACCGGUGAAUUACACAUUGAGCCGACGAGUGGUGGAAGUAUCUCUCCUCAAACUCGCGACUGGAGUGUACGCUUCCUCGGAUAUUCAUCGUUAGAAACGAUACAAGUAUAUGCCGGCAACGAAAGAAAUAUCAUAGACGGCGAGAAGCUUAACAAUAGUCUUCACGUGAAAUUGGGAACUUAUCCAGACAAUGUCCGAAUUGUGGUCAAGUUGGAGAGGCAUCCUACAUUGAAUGUGAAUCAGCCUGCACAUCAAAUUGUUGAAUUCCUGCGCGGCGCCCAGGUUGAAUUGGAUUUGAAAGACCACAUUCGAGCGAUUGCAGAGAGCUCUAAACCCAGGCUGCUGCAAAUCGGGGACAUUCAUGCUCUUGGAUUAGACAGUGCUAUAUUGAAUCCCAUCCUCGAAUUCCUCUUGGCUGACUCUCGCGUCUCUUCGACCAGAGACAACCAAGAGAUAGGAUUCGUAGUGGUGGAUCCGUAA
Penicillium lagena is the source of this 2445-nucleotide messenger RNA. Its product is annotated as glycoside hydrolase family 31 protein. Gene Ontology annotation, biological process: carbohydrate metabolic process. Lineage: Eukaryota; Fungi; Ascomycota; Eurotiomycetes; Eurotiales; Aspergillaceae. The record is from RefSeq and is a predicted model, not a curated record. Gene Ontology annotation, molecular function: hydrolase activity, hydrolyzing O-glycosyl compounds. Bases 1 to 2445 code for a protein of 814 amino acids. The transcript has a single exon.